Messenger RNA from Cantharellus anzutake, 480 nucleotides. RefSeq lists its product as uncharacterized. NCBI's taxonomy places the organism in Eukaryota, Fungi, Basidiomycota, Agaricomycetes, Cantharellales, Hydnaceae. The record is from RefSeq and is a predicted model, not a curated record. The transcript has 2 exons. The coding region runs from base 1 to 480 and encodes 159 amino acids.
AUGCAUGCAGACCCAUGGGAAAGUUUUGGGGGAGUUACUUGCCCAGAAACCAUUACAGCUACAACUGUGGGAAGAUUCUGCGCAAGCUGCCCACCCAGAACCUUCCCACAGGGGGGUGCCAUUUAUGGAAAGUUGGCAAAGAGCCAAAAACUGUAUAGUUCCUGGCUCCCAUUUGUAGCAGCUUCACAGGAGGUUGAGAAGGUUACCCUUCUUCUCAACUCAUUUCCUGUGAAGGCUGGGGCUAGCCCCCUCAAUACCCCAGCAACUAGGAGGAUCCCCCUGGGCCCUGACAGAAAUGGAACAAAAGUGUCUGAACAGAGACAAAGGGAAAUAUUCAUGGUCAAGGGUGCUGCAAGUGGGAAUGGACUCCUAAAGGGGAGAGAGGGGGAAGAAGAAGGGGGGGGGGUGUCAGGGACAGCUCUGAAAGCGGCGAGGUCCCAGCGUGCGGGACUCGGUGGGACGAAUAGCGGCUGUGCGUAG